CAUCGAAUACAAGGCCGCUUCCGAUUGGCCCGCGGCAGCCCUGUUUUUUCCGAAGGUGGACUCCCUCAGAGAGUCGGGACGCCUGGUGGGAGCGAAAAAAGAAUCCAGCUACCAAACGGCACCAUGCGCCAGGAGGAACCUCCGCGAGGCACUUUGAGCUCAAAGUACACCCGACUAUGACUGCGCCCGACCGCCUCGGAGCCGCCACCGCACGUCCCCCGCUCGUCCUCCUGACCUAACUCCCAUGGAGAACCGUCGCCGGCCGCGCGUGAUGACGCUUCACAACUCCUCAGAUGGAUUAAGGAGUCAAGAAGAAAUGGAGGUGUGAUUUCCACUUGGACGACCAUAUUAUUCUUUCUUGCAUCCCGCUGGAGCUGUGCUAUUUUUCGAUGUGGGCGUUCACGGACAUCAGGAUUUUAAGUGAAGUUCAAUGAUGGCAUCACGUUGGGUUAAUUCUUUUGAUGAUGAUGAGCGACAACAGGCAAGAUCUUCUUUCUGUGAGAAUGACUGUCCAGAGUGGAGAAGCUUCGCAGACUCUCCAGCAGCGCAAAACCCAACCGAGGAGGAGCCAUUCUCAUGGCCGAGACCUAAAACCGUGCGUUUACGUCGCACUUCCCAUGGUUUCGGCUUCACCCUGCGGCACUUCAUUGUUUACCCACCGGAGUCGACCACACACUUCUUCCCGGAGGAAGAUUAUGGCAGUAGAGGGAGGCCGCGGAAUAGGCUCGAACCGAUGGACACCAUUUUCGUUAAGCAAGUUAAGGAAGGUGGCCCUGCUCAUGGAGCUGGGCUUUGUACAGGUGACCGCCUAGUGAAGGUGAAUGGAGCAAGCAUCAUUGGGAAAGCCUAUUGUGAGGUUAUAACCUUGAUCCAAGACAGUGGUGACUUUCUUGAACUUUGUGUGAUGCCAAAAGAUGAAGAUAUACUACAGCUUGCCUACUCCCAGGAUGCCUACCUCCGUGGCCAAAGCAGCUAUAGCGGAAAUGCCUGUCACAUUCCUGAACCACCCACAGUAUGCUACCCUAGAGUAGACUGUAAGCCUACGGGCAUGGCCCAGGCGACAGACUCAGUGGGGCAGGUCUGCCGAGUGCCAGUGCCUCCUGACCAUGGAUACCGCAAGGAGGUCACCGUGCCCCCAUCUCCUCCUCCAAAAUCAUAUCCAAAAAGUCAGAUGGCAGUUUGCAUGCGCAAUGAUAGCGUGAGGACUGUGGUGGUUCCUCCUGAUCCAGCUCACAUGGGGUGCAAGGGUCCAGCUCACAGGAUAGAUUACAUGGACCCUGUCUUUGUCAGGGGGAGGCCUGGGUCACUGGCCCAGUAUCCUCACCCCCGAAAGGUGGAUGUCUACCCCAGUGGUCCAGGAAUGGUUCCAUAUGGUGGUCAGGCAACUCACUUCCCAGGCAACCAUCAAAACAUUGAUUGGCGCACUUACCAGACAUACAGGGAGUACAUUGACAACAAAGGAAUCCAUUCCCAUGCUAGUCGGACUAUCCAGGAGAGGCUGGACAAUUUGCGAUCUACCAGCCAGACCACCUUUGGUGCUACUCAUCACAUUCCCCGGGGAGAAUGGGGCCAUAAGGGGAUACGACGGAGGAGUACCUCCCAUGAACGGUCCUACCAAGGACCUCCACCCCACUUUCAGAUUGCCCCACGCAGUGCCUCACAGGAUCGCAUGAGCUGCGCAGAGAGGAUGGGAAAUGCCAGGAAUUGGCCCCCUCGAAGCGUAUCCCAAGAUGGCCUUGUGCACAAAGCCCGGGCACACUCCACAGACUAUGUUGACCCUGCAGAGCUGGUUCGAGUCAGUGAGAGAAGAGGAGGGUAUGGAAGAGCGGACCAAGGUACGAGGCCCAGCAGACAGUCUAUCCCUAGACAUGCAAUGAACCACAGGCCUUCAGUUGGAUACAACAGUGGCAUGAGGGGGGCACCUAACCCUUCUCUUUACUCCAAAGGACCAGACUCUCAUCAGAACCGCUCCUCACCCAUGCUCUCAGACAGACACUCACAUUUUCAAAAGAGCACAAGUGCUGAACAUUCUUUUGCUGAACAACGAGUUUUAGUCAAAGGAAACCAUUCAGGCCACACAACCCAACAAGGCCACAGCAGGAUGCGGGCUGAAUCCCAACAGCCUGUUGAGGUAUGCAGAGAUGUAGCAUUGGUAGGACACAGGUCUUCUUCAUGCUCCACCCCAAAACAGAUGCCUCAGAGGCCUAGCAUCCUCAAACCUCCACACCCAGACUCCCACGGGCAGGUCAAUGGGCGAAGCCCAGCGGAGACCGGGGUGGUUCUAAGGGAGAAGCCCCCCUCUGGAAAGAACCCCAGUCCUCUGCGGCACCCUUCCUACAUCCUGGCUGUAAAUGACGAUGGGGCAGAUUCCACAGCAGAUGUGGUGGCAUGCUGGCUUCCCAACGAUGCACGUCGAGAAAUACACAUUCGCCGCCUCGGGGAGCAACGUCACACCUCCUGUUCCAGCAACCUGGACGAGUCUCUGGACUCCAUUCCAUUCAUUGAUGAGCCAGUCAGCCCCAGUGUCGACCGAGAGGCCACUCCUAUUCCACCCUCCGCUGUGAUAUCUGUUGCACCCUCCAUAACUACAGGUCCCUCCAGUCCGGGCUCGCCUUGCCCUACAAUUCGACGUCAGCUAUCACAUGACCAAGAGUCCUUGAGAAGUGCUUUGCUGGAGUCAGAAACAGCCAGCAAAACGGAGCGUUCCAAAUCAUACGAUGAGGGUCUAGAUAACUAUCAAGAGGAGGGUAGAGGGAGAUCUUCCAGUAAGCACAUGCCCAGUCUCCGGGGCUUGAGAAAGGCUCUGGAUGGACAUAAAUCAUCUGGGGAUUCUUGCUCUCGAAGGGAUUCCUCAUCAGAUAUCUUUGCUAAUUCGUCCAAAGAAGGGUUGCUUAACUUUAGGCAGUUUAGUACAGACAAAAAUAAGCGUGUUGGUGGAGGAAUGAGAUCAUGGAAGCAGAUGUAUGCUGUUUUACAAGGUCACACCCUGACCCUCUACAAAGACAGGAAGGAUGCACUCUCACAUGCCUCGGCACAAUCUGACGAAGACCCAAUAGGAAUCAGCAUCAAGGCCUGUCUGAUUGACAUCUCCUAUAGCGAUACAAGGCGUAAGAAUGUGCUGCGACUAACCACCUCAGACUGCGAGUACUUGUUCCAGGCAGAAGGGAGGGAGCACAUGCUGUCCUGGAUCAGAGUCAUUCAGGAAAACAGUAACCCAGAUGAAGAGAAUGCUGCUGUAACAAGCCAGGACUUGAUCAGUCGAAAGAUCAAAGAAUACAACAUGAUGAGUGCGCCCACCAGCAGGUCUGAACCUUCCCCCAAAACCUCCCGCCAGUCCCUUAGCAUCAAACAAGCCUUCAUGGGCGGUAAAGCAGACGGCAAGAUCCACAGCCCCCAUUCACCCAAAACAGGAGAGGAGCGGAGGGCGCUGAAAGAUGACUCCAGUCCACCGAGGGACAGAGCUGCUUGGAAAAUUGGUAUUGCUGGAAUCAUGCGGAAGCCCUUUGAAAAAAAGACUCCUGCUGGGGUCACAUUCGGUGUGCGUCUUGAUGACUGUCCACCUGCACAGAGCAACAGGUUUGUCCCUCUAAUCGUGGAGGUGUGCUGCAACGUGGUGGAGGAGCGAGGUCUGGAGUAUACAGGAAUCUACAGGGUCCCUGGGAACAACGCUGCCAUCUCCAGCAUGCAGGAGGAGCUCAACAGCAAAGGCAUGAAUGACAUCGACAUCCAGGAAGAUAAAUGGCGGGACCUUAAUGUCAUCAGUAGUUUACUGAAGUCCUUUUUCCGAAAACUCCCAGAACCUCUGUUUACAAAUGAGAAGUAUGCUGAUUUUAUUGAAGCCAACAGAACAGAAGACUCGGUUGAGAGAUUAAAGGAGCUCAAGAGGCUGAUCCAGGAAUUACCCGAUCAUCACUAUGAAACUCUGAGAUUCCUCUGUGCUCACCUCAAGAAGGUUUCUGACAACUGUGAAAAGAACAAGAUGGAGCCUCGUAACCUGGCCAUAGUGUUUGGUCCAACGCUGGUCAGAACCUCUGAGGACAACAUGACCAACAUGGUCAACCACAUGCCGGACCAGUGCAAGAUAGUGGAGAACCUCAUCCAGCAAAAUGACUGGUUCUUCAUUGACGACGGUGACGAGGAUCCUGUUGUAUGUACCACAGCUGAGCAGGAGAGCACGGUGCAGUCUCAGCCUGUGCCCAACAUCGACCACCUGCUCUCCAACAUUGGACGAACCGCACCGUCACCGGGCGAGGUCUCAGAUUCAGCAUGUAGUGAUUCCUCCAAAGCAAAGCAGGGCUUGUGGGGGUCAGGAAAGGAUCAGUGUAGCAAAGAGAUGCUGCGCUCAUCCUUAUUUGCCAGCCGUAAACGUAAGAAGCCCAAGGACAAAAUUCAUCCCAGCAGUUCAGACGACGACCUGGAUGGUGUGUUCUCCAAGAAGGAGCUUCCGGAGGAGGGCCAGCAGCAGGCUCUUUGGUCCCCAGACCGCCGGACCAAAGUGGAGGGGGAGACGGAGGAAACCAGCGAGAACGAGAAGCACAGAACCGACUCAGAGGAACAGCUGGACAAAACCAACAGGAAAGAGUCUCUCUCCAGCAGCCUGAUGUCAGAACCCUCUCCCUCACUGCCCCCAGAACAUAUUUCCUCCACCAUUCAGACUGCCUCCCCCUACGCCUCGCCGUCUCAUUCCCCGAACCUCAGCUACCGCAUGCCGAUGGCCCACCAGUCCUCUCUGUCAGACCUGCCCUCCAACUACGACGACACCGUGUCCGACCUCGGUACGAUGAACAGCACCAGCUCCCAAGCGUCGUUUCCCAGAGCGAGGCGCGGCCGGACCGUGGCACUGGGGCCAGAAGCAGGACCCAACGGGCUGGGAGCAGAGGUCUGCUCCAUCACAUCCGACUACUCCACCACCUCCUCCAUGACGUUCCUGACCGGAGCCGAGCUCAGCACCCUCAGUCCUGAAGUGCAGUCUGUGGCCGAAAGCCGGGGCGGAGAUGACGCAGACGACGAGAGGAGUGAGCUCAUCAGCGAGGGUAGACCAAUGGAGACGGACAGCGAGAGCGACCUGUCUGUGUUUACCGUCGGGAAAACCGAUCAGAGAGAGCUCCAAGAAGCUCCUCGACCUCUCCCCUCUCACAGACUCAUCGAAUGUGAUACUCUCUCCAGAAAGAAAGCCGCCAAACAGAAAACCGACAGCGAGUCGUCGCUUGAAGCAGCUCGGAGCGAUAAAGAUUCCAACAGACUGUCCUGUGUUGUGGGGUCAGUUAAAGGCUGUUCAACCGGCAGCCUCAGCUCCUCGUCUCGUAGUGAGCUGGAUAAGACGGAGCCCGCAUGGAAGCUGAAGAUCACGGACCGACUGAAGGUGCGCCUGCGAACGUCUGUGGACGACAUGUUUGGCGUGGGCAGCCAGAGGAGCCGGUCUCCGGAGGGACGCAGUAAGAAGAAGAACAUCCGACGCAGACACACCAUGGGCGGCCAGAGGGACUUUGCAGAGCUGUCCGUUUUGGGAGACUGGCCGCAGCAUAUUGGAAUCGGUUCAGGCUCCCGGUCGGAACUGUCAGCCGUGGACCGGCUUAAGCCCAAGUGCAGCUCUCAAGACUUCUCCAUCGGGGACUGGAUCGCCCGAGAGCGCCACCGCACCAGCAAUCCCGAGGUCAGCCUGGACUUCCUUGAACAGCAGGGGGCGCUGUGCAGCGCGCACUCUCAAAACCUCAGAGCCUCCUCGUCCUCUGAGCUCCCACAUCGUCCGGCUGAAGCGGUGAACGGGGACGUCCCCCAGAGUAAGAAUCUGAGCCUUUCGGCCACGGCGCACCCGCACAAACUCACCAGUUCGCAGGUGGUUCACUCACGAUUCUAUCAGUACCUGUGACGUGUGGAUGUUCUUUGUCUGUGAGACGUGUCCUUAACUUGGGAGUCUGUCAGUAGUAAUGUCUGUGUGACCAAUGUUAGUGAAUGAGCAUGUUGUACAAAAAAACCGUCUGGAGUGUGUGUAAGUGAUGCGUGUGCUUGUGAAAAGAGAAUUACUGUACACAGGGAUCGAUCACAUAUAUAAGGCAUGGAACUAAAUAUUGUUUAUACCUUUUUAAUUUUUUUUUUUUUUUUUAAAUGACAAAUGACUUUGGGAUUGGUCAGCAGGAGGAUUUCCUCCCUCCUCAUCCAAAUUCCUGUUAUGCUGAAGAUUGACAGGACCUGUUGCUCAUGAAACAAAAGUAUGUGCAAGUGAGUGUGAGCCCCCGGAGUUAAGAUUGUUUUAAAGGUUUAGCUAAGUGGCUUUAAGGAUGAACUGACCUCUAGGAUGAAUAGGACUAAGUGGGGGGGGGAAGAGAGUAAAGAUUUUUAGUAUUGCAGAGGAACUAUUUUUGUGAAAAGAAAGUUAUGGUGUUCAAAGUCAGUGAGUCUUUCGGUAACCAAAUGAAGAAUGUACAGACAUGCUUGCUGUAACACUGACUAAAAGCUUUAGAUGCUCGUGUUUCACUCUAAAGUGUACAUAUCCUUAUUUUUGUGUGUACUUGAUUUGUUUUUGGUACAGCCUGUGUGUGGACUGCUUACAAGCUCUCUGCUGUCAACAGGGCCUUUCCAAAGGUACAAAGGCGACAAGGAGACACUGGAGUUAUGCAAACUGGAACCAGUCAUUGUUCGUCCCGGCAAUGCAGUUUAAAGGAGCAGUGAACAACAUCCCUCCAAUGCGAAUGUCACGCUGUGUUUCAGUGUUUGUGGUUCACACAUCCCAGUCAGUGGUUUGCAAAGAGGAAGAAAAAGAAUAUGGGUAAUGAAAUCUGAAAAAAGUCAAAUGUUUCUUCACAAUAGGAAGUGCCUCACAAUCAAAUGUUAAGGGUGCCAUAUUGUCUUUGUUGAGAAACACGAAGAUUUUACUGUGAAUGACGUUUUUAUUGUCGACUGUCAUUCUACAGGUAAUGGAACAAAAUGCCGAGCUUCCAUUCCUUAGGCAUUCCACUCUGGUCUUAACAUGUUUUAUACUUUUCUUUUCCUCCUCCUGUUUUUUCUUCUUUCUUUUUUUGAUUUUAACAGAACUUGAAUUUUAGAUAUUCCUUGUAAAAUAGGUAACUUAAAUGUACAUAUUAAUGCCAUGUUUUAGCUGCUUUACUUGACAUUUCCAUCAGAUUGCAGGAUUGAGUACAGUAUUGUGAGAUGAUGCUCAUGGGGCCUGUGUGGGGGUUGUGGGCAGUGUGGUACUCCUCUGCGGAGAGAGGUCCCUGUGGGAGGAAACAUCUGAUCGAGCGGGACCAUUUGUACCAAUGCUGUGUUCCUCUGACGUAGAGGGGUGUGAGUCCUGAAACACUGGAAAUAAAUUUUGUCAAUGGCAAAAAUUC
This is a messenger RNA of Scophthalmus maximus (turbot), 7331 nucleotides long. It is a transcript of the gene arhgap21b, whose product is annotated as Rho GTPase activating protein 21b. The record is from RefSeq and is a predicted model, not a curated record. Gene Ontology annotation, molecular function: phospholipid binding; protein binding. Bases 431 to 5869 code for a protein of 1812 amino acids. NCBI's taxonomy places the organism in Eukaryota, Metazoa, Chordata, Actinopteri, Pleuronectiformes, Scophthalmidae. The transcript is spliced from 24 exons. Gene Ontology annotation, biological process: signal transduction.